This is a messenger RNA of Micropterus dolomieu (smallmouth bass), 3540 nucleotides long. It is a transcript of the gene dok7b, whose product is annotated as docking protein 7b. Bases 55 to 2382 code for a protein of 775 amino acids. The transcript is spliced from 13 exons. Gene Ontology annotation, molecular function: protein kinase binding. Gene Ontology annotation, biological process: positive regulation of protein tyrosine kinase activity; neuromuscular junction development. NCBI's taxonomy places the organism in Eukaryota, Metazoa, Chordata, Actinopteri, Centrarchiformes, Centrarchidae. The record is from RefSeq and is a predicted model, not a curated record.
ACACACACACACACACACACACACACACACAGCUGUUCGGAACCAUGACAGAAGAUGACGGAUACAGUUGUCGCGGAGGGACAAGUCAAGUUUCGAGAUGGAAAAAAGUGGAAGACUCGGUGGGUCGUUCUUCGGAAGCCCUCUCCGGUCGCAGACUGCCUGUCUCUGCUGGUGUUUAAGGAGAGGAAGAAAGGGAAGGAGAAGGGCAACUGCCACAAGGAGAGACUCAGUGUGACACUGGAGGGGAUCUGUGGCGUGGAGCCAGGGCCCGGGUAUGACGGGGUAUGCUACACCCUCUCCAUCCUCUGUUUGGCACACACGCUGGUCCUGGGCUUCUCCAGCCGAGAUGCCUUGCUGGCCUGGGAUGCCCGCGUCCGCUACAGCCUGGGAGAAGUCCACAGGUUCAGUGUCAAUGUCGAACCAGGUACCAAACUGGAAAGUGGCCCCGCCUCCCUCCACCUGUGCAACAACCUGCUGGUCCUUACCAGAGGCGUCCCCCCUAUCGUCUUUGGCCACUGGAAGUUGUCGGCGUUGCGUCGAUAUGGUGCGGUGACAAAUGGCUUCGUGUUCGAAGGGGGGACUCGCUGUGGAUACUGGCUGUCUGUCUCUCUCCACAUCCAUAUUCCAGGGGCUGGUGUUUUCUUCUUGUCCUGUUCAGAAGGAGAGCAGAUCAGUUUCCUGUUUGACUGCUUUGUCAGGGGCAUCACCCCCAGCAGGGCGCCUCAUGGCCUGCGACCUGCCCUGCCAGCAGAUCCCAACGCUGACCCAGUGUUAGCAGAGGAACGGAUCAACCAGGAGGCAUCCGAGCUGGAGAAAAGACUCAGCAUGUUGUCUCACUGCAGCCUAGCGAGCAGCACAGCUUCCACCUACAGCUGCAGCACAUGUGUUGCUGGGGACGACCAAAGCAGCAUCUCCAGUUCCUCCUCCAGCCAAUCAGAUGCGAGCUAUGGAAGCAGACUUCCAUUUUGGGUGGAGCCGAUAGCUAGACCCCACCUCUCCAACGAGACAGUGUCAAACCCCUCUACUCUGAAGUCUUUGACCAGUUCAGAUGACCGGCUUUAUGCUGCUGUGAUGGGAAGCUCCGGGACACGUCCAUCCUCCGCCCAGCUCCAUCCUCGUGGUCUCCAUGACAGCGGGCGGCAGAGCUCAUUAGACAGUGGGAUUGGGAUAGCGACAGGCAGUCAGUCAUCUUACUCAGGGAGCUUCUCCUCAUACACGGGGAGUCUGGACACAACCAGCCAGGGAGGGGGGGAGGAGUUUGGUUCCUUGGCCAGCCUACCUGCUCCUCCUGCUCCUUCUUCAAUGCCUUCUCUUCCUCCCUCCACUCCUCCUUCUGCCUUUCAGUCCACAGUAAUCCCAGAGCACAGUUCUACUACCUCCUCCUCCCCUUGUGCCUGCAGGUCUAGCUCUUGUGCAUCUUGGAGGCACAGUGAGGAGUAUCAUAUCCCCAGUCUGCUCAGACUGCGUUAUGACACCCCCAGGAGUCUGCUCCAGACCCUGUCCCUGAGGGAGCCCUCUGCCCGAGAAGGCCCACCUGAGCUGGGCAGGGACAGCAGGAGUAGUGGAAUAGAUGGAGGGGAUAGUCAGAGACAAAGGUUGAGCAACAGCCCCACGGGACCCAGGGCUCAAUGUCGGGCCAUGAUGCAGCGCUCGCAUUCCUGGGGCAGUGAGAAAGCGCCCUCUGUGGACAGGGAGGGGACUUCCACACCCACAGCCCUGCUGGUGCCUGGAGAAUUGCUCAGUGGAGGGACGCAGUGCAAUCAUGGUUUGGACAACUACAUUCGUCCAGAGCAGUGGCGGUGGACGAGGAACAGAAGCUUUGCUCAGGUUUUGCCAUCAGGCCCGCCAUCUGCUGCAGACGCACAAGAUCUUCCUCUUUGUGUGAGGGAGGAACAUGAUGACAUUGGGGAUGUUGGUGACACUGUGGCAGGUCUGAAGAGGUCGGUGCCCUCUCUCCCACCCUCUGCCCCUCCACCUCUGCCUGUAGCAUUGAGCAUGCAUAGGCCAACAUCAGACUGUGGUAUGUUCCUACCUACCCAUGAAGCUUCUCCGUUUGUGUCCCCGGACAGUGGGCUCUAUAGUGACAGCAGUGUUACUUAUGUUAACAUCCCAAUUAGCCCCCUGCCAGCCAAAACUACCAGAGAGCUCCUCUACACAGAGCUGGACUUGCAGGAGCCCGGCUCAGCUUCAGUCUCCAAUCCGUACAGUGCUGUCAGAGGUAACACUUUGCAGCUCUGCAGACCCAAAGAGGGCUCCAUCAGGUACGCCCACCUCGACAUCACUGCCAUGGAAACAGCACAGAGAGUGGGGGCGGAGCAUGUUCAGGGCAGGGAGGACAGACUGACUCAGCUGGAGAGCAGGCGGCGAGGGCCACCAAACUGACUCUGCAACGCCCAAAUCGAUGACACUUAAAAGUUUUUUUCUGUUGUAUUGCUGUUUCUCUCUGAAUAAGCUAAAACGCUCAACUGCAGCUGAUCAUCAUACCAAUCACUGUUGUACUUAAACACACCCACAAUUGUGCCAGUGUACAGAAAUUCCCACCAACAAUCCAUUCCACUAAGAAUAAGAAGAAAACAGGAAAUGUCUGGGAAGUCUCUUAUGCAGCUGCCAUCUUGGAUGCAUUUUGUGUUCGGUUAGUGUUGUAAUUUCUCAUACUUGUACUUAAAUCAGCGCGGUCCUGCAUUUCUCUUGGCUGCAUGGCACUUAUGUCUGCUGAGGUCUGCCUCUUUUUAGAUUAUUUUCAGGAUGAUUAUUGCAUUGGUAUAAAUUACCUUAAUUAUGAGGGAAUGGCAACAAAACGAAUAUUAUAAAUGGGAUUUAUAGAUAGAUAGUUAUAGAUUUCGUACUGUUUGGGCGUGACUCCAUUUGUUGUUACCUCUCUAACCAAGAGGUCACAAACUUAUCUAAAUUUAAAUAAUGUAUCACAGGGUUGAAGCAGAAUAUGAUAACACAAUGAGAUCACGUCCCCCUCAUCGGACUGACCCCUUACAAUCAACAGUUAAAGAGUCCCAGCUUGCUUGGCUAUCAUUCCGCAUCAGAGCUUAAAAGCAUUUGAUUGAAAUAAACAGCUUAGAGUUAUACCUUGGGUGCAAAUUACAUUAAUCCGGGCCCAUGUGACCCAUGCAGGACAGGACUGAGUAGUCAGCCAGCCAGUGACAUCAUUCAUCACAGUAAUCAAUGUCUCUGCUUCUGCUCUGUGAAAUGGCUGGAAUUGACGAAUGGAAACUGUUCCAAUUUCUCACCUCCCUCUUGAUAUCAUAAGGACAAAUUGUCCAGUAUUUGAUGCCAAUUUAUUUUUAUGGUGGCGGUUCCCCACCGGUGUGUUAGAAAGACCUGACCUUUUACCUAGAAUAGCCUGUUAAUGUCACUACAGGGACUGCUUUCCUCUACAGGGCUUGUAAAUAGUAACUGCUUUUAUUUAUGCCAAGACAAUAUGAUAUUAAACUAUAUUUUUAAAAUAUUACUGUUUGUAUGUUGUUGGCAACAUUGAAUAUUAAAGAUUGCUGUUACAUUUUCAUGUUUCAGUGCUUCUUACCUAAA